Molecule: messenger RNA, 629 nt
Organism: Larimichthys crocea (large yellow croaker)
Lineage: Eukaryota; Metazoa; Chordata; Actinopteri; Sciaenidae
Gene: s100a11
Product: S100 calcium binding protein A11
Exons: 3
Coding region: 159-422 (87 amino acids)
Cellular component (GO): perinuclear region of cytoplasm
Molecular function (GO): transition metal ion binding; calcium ion binding; calcium-dependent protein binding
Source: RefSeq, a predicted model, not a curated record
ACGAGGGCAGGUUAUGAGUUUUCCGCUGAUGUGUGCAUCAGUGGGGGUGGAAUGAAGUAUAUAUAUUAGGUGAGGUGAGGGUCAAGAGUGGAGGAACACAGUUCUUGACACCUGCUGUAACACACCACAUAACACAAAAGAUCUUAACACAGAGCAUCAUGGAAACCGCCAUCUGCACCCUCAUCACACAGUUCAAGACCUACGCUGGGAAAGAUGGAUCUGCCAGCACUCUGAGCAAAGAAGAAUUCCAAAAUCUGGUGACCUCUCAGCUACCCAACUAUGUGAAGAACGCCAGCGACCCCGAGGCCAUCGAGCAGCUCAUGGGCUCCCUGGAUGAAAACAAUGACGGGGAGCUGACUUUCUCCGAGUUCUGGCAGCUAAUUGGAAAACUGGCGAGCAAACAGGGAGGCUUCAGUCAAUAGAGCUCGUCGUCUUCUGACAGGUGUGGCUUCGAGUAGAUUGGGGGCGACACCAGUCAGCUCAGUUUAAGCUGUCCAACUGUAAAUUCAAAGGCAUUGAAUUUACCGGUUGGCAUCACUCCACCAGUGCCACAUGUGUAACUCUUUAGUUAAUCAUUUGUUAAAUGCAGAGAACUUUGAAUUAAAGGCUUUAUUGUCUUUUGCCCUCAG